Molecule: messenger RNA, 1786 nt
Organism: Triticum dicoccoides
Lineage: Eukaryota; Viridiplantae; Streptophyta; Magnoliopsida; Poales; Poaceae
Product: enolase 1, chloroplastic-like
Exons: 7
Coding region: 143-1573 (476 amino acids)
Biological process (GO): glycolytic process
Cellular component (GO): phosphopyruvate hydratase complex
Molecular function (GO): magnesium ion binding; phosphopyruvate hydratase activity
Source: RefSeq, a predicted model, not a curated record
UCCCGAGAAAUAAAACACCCUCGACGUCCCACCUCGCCGCCUCCGCCCAACGAACCCGACGACCUCCUCCACGCCGCCGCCGCCGCCGCCGCGAUAUAAUAAAACCCGGCCUUGGCGCCCCCCCUCCCGCCAACCUCUCAGGAUGGCCCACCAUCUCCUCCUCCCCUCCAAGCCCCUCCUGCCCGCCGCGGCCGCCGCCACCCCGCGCCGCGGCUGCGGUCGCCCCGUCGUCUCCGUCCGCGCGUCGGUGGCUGCCUCUUCGAAGGCCGCCGGGGCGGAGGCCGUGCGGUCGAUCCGCGCGCGGCAGAUCGUGGACAGCCGGGGGAACCCCACCGUCGAGGUCGACCUCGUCGCCGGCGACGGCAGCCUCCACCGCUCCGCCGUUCCCAGCGGGGCCUCCACGGGGAUCUACGAGGCCCUCGAGCUCCGCGACGGGGACAAGUCGGUCUACGGAGGGAAGGGCGUGCUCACCGCCGUUCGCAACAUCAACGAGGUCAUCGCGCCCAAGCUCGUCGGCGUCGACGUGAGGAACCAGAAAGAUGUUGAUGCGAUCAUGCUUGACAUUGAUGGAACUGAAAACAAAUCACAGUUGGGUGCCAAUGCUAUUCUUGGAGUCUCUUUAAGCGUAUGCAGGGCCGGUGCUUCUGCAAAAGGAGUUCCUCUGUAUAAACAUAUUCAGGAGCUUUCAGGCACCAAGGAGCUUGUCAUGCCUGUCCCAGCUUUCAAUGUAAUAAACGGAGGUAGCCAUGCUGGUAAUAAUCUGGCUAUGCAGGAAUUCAUGCUUUUACCCGUGGGGGCAACUUCAUUUGCCGAGGCUCUUCGUAUGGGCAGUGAAGUUUACCAUGUUCUUAAGGGCAUCAUUAAGGCGAAAUACGGUCAAGAUGCAUGCAAUGUUGGAGAUGAAGGUGGUUUUGCUCCUAAUGUUCAAGACAACAGGGAGGGCCUUGUUUUGCUUAUGGAUGCCAUUGAGAAAGCAGGCUACACUGGAAAGAUUAAAAUUGGAAUGGAUGUUGCAGCAUCAGAAUUCCUUAUGAAGGAUGGAAGCUAUGAUUUAAACUUUAAGAACCAGCCUAAUAAUGGAGCUCAUGUUCUUUCGGCCCAGUCUCUCUGUGAUCUGUACAAAGAAUUCGUCAAGGAUUUCCCUAUUGUAUCAAUUGAGGAUCCUUUUGAUCAAGAUGAUUGGAGCUCAUGGGCUUCGUUGCAAUCCUCGGUUGAUAUCCAAAUUGUCGGCGAUGAUUUGCUUGUCACAAACCCAAAACGUAUAGUAGAGGCUAUUGACAAGAAGGCCUGCAACGCUCUGUUACUUAAGGUUAAUCAGAUCGGUACGGUCACGGAAUCUAUUCAAGCUGCUCUGGAUUCAAAGGCUGCUGGUUGGGGCGUGAUGGUCAGCCACAGGAGUGGUGAAACAGAAGACAAUUUCAUUGCGGAUCUAGCUGUUGGUUUAGCGAGCGGGCAGAUCAAAACUGGAGCUCCGUGCAGAAGCGAGAGACUGGCCAAAUACAACCAGCUUGUGCGGAUUGAAGAGGAGCUAGGCAACGUGCGGUACGCCGGCGAAGCGUUCAGGUCUCCAUGAGAAACCCAGAAUCACAGACCACUUUGACAGGAGCAGUAAAAGUUUCUACAGCGGCGACAGUGGUGUACUGUGUACAUCCUUCGAUUAGAAAUAAAGGCACCGACCGUAUAAAUUCAUGACAUCUCCUUGUAGGAGUGCCGCGGCGCACCCCAAAUUUUGCAGCCUUGAUUUUAUCGCAGAUGCAUGGCAUUAUUAUCUGCAUUUGUACCCCGA